AUGAGCCAGUCGGUAGGAUUUGAGUGGGGGUUCAAGGCAGGCGGCGAAGGAAGGCCCAGAGCGCAGGGCGAUGGCGCGGGCUGCGCAGGCGCCACGGCGGCAGCGAACAGCCAGCAAGGAUGCGGGCACUUGGUGCACAUGAGCUACAAGGUAGGCAAGCCCAAGAUGAAGCGGCGUCUUACGAACGAGGAGCACGGGGGCGCGCGGCGCGCGAAGCGCCAGCCGGCGCAGUUCAACGUCAUCCAGGGCCAGCCCCUUCCGGUGCACCGCAAGAUAGAGAUGAUGGACAAGGCGGCGUUGCAGCUGACGCUUCUGCAGCUCGUGGCGAUGCACCCCGAGGUGCAGGACUCGCUCUCGGUGCUUCAGCCGACGUCGCCAGACCCGGCCAAAUACACAGAGCUGCUUGAGCAGAAGAUGCAGGCGGUCUACGACCACAUCCCGUAUUCGAAGAGUAGCGACAUGUUGAAUGACUAUGCAUUUGUGCGCAUGAAGGCUGCGAUACUGGAGUUUUUGAACUGUUUGAUAGACUGUCUUUUGGACGCCAUUCCACCGCGCACCACAAACUUGCUCCAGUCUUUCAAGUUUUUGGCUUAUGGCACGCGCCUCUUGGCGCAGAUGCCGCACUUCGAGACCGAAUCCAACAAUUACUAUAAGAACAUUUGCUAUGAGCAGGUUUCAGAGAUAUGGAACACUCUCAUCAGGCACGCCUCCUCGGACAUCAACUUUUUGUCCACGAAGCCCAGCCUAUUGCAUUACCUCCACGAGUUGAAACAAUUCAACGAACAGACCAAGGGGAAGUUUGACAUACCGUUGCGCCUCUUCUACACAAUCAUGGAUGACUAUCAUACGCAGACGGUGCCGGCCGCGGCUGCUGUGGCAUCCACAUCCGCCACCGUUGCCGAGGAAUUAAACGGCAACAGCAAGAGCAUGGAGACACUCGGUAUCUGGAAUAACGUUGCUUAA
Molecule: messenger RNA, 963 nt
Organism: Eremothecium gossypii ATCC 10895
Lineage: Eukaryota; Fungi; Ascomycota; Saccharomycetes; Saccharomycetales; Saccharomycetaceae
Gene: STS1
Product: Sts1p
Exons: 1
Coding region: 1-963 (320 amino acids)
Biological process (GO): proteasome localization; nuclear protein quality control by the ubiquitin-proteasome system
Cellular component (GO): nucleus
Source: RefSeq, marked provisional